UUACAGUGUUUUGGUUCAAUUCAACAGGAGUUGAGUAGGUCUGUGAGAGCUCGAGUGGAAGAAGCACUUCAGGCUUGCUCCUCACUGGAGGAGGCAAUCAGUUUUCUCGAGUCCAAGGUGCCAGGAACGGCACACCAAAUGAUAGAGAGGCCUCGUCGGCGGGCCACAGGGAAGAAAGCACCCGGUGCCGUGCCCACACGUGCGUCUACGGGAAUUUCACCUCUUGAAGAGAUGGCCUUGAUGGCGGGCCACUCCGCGCUGCUACAGCGAGUGCUUGAGCGGCCUAAAGCCAAGUCAGAGGAAACUGGAUCCUCGGCGUGGAGGACAUCCUCCAUCCUCUCAAGGCCUACGCCCUCCGAAAUGGCGGACGGAACGGCGUCAGGGGACCAGAGCGUGGCUGCUCCAACACCUGUGGAGGAGACCAACGUUCAGAUGUCGCAUUCUGAAUCCCCGUGCAAGGCUGUUUCACCAUCUCUUGCUGAAGUGCGUGCGAUUGAGCCUAACGAUCAGGGUUUGAAGUGGUGGAAGGAGGCAGCUGCUCGCUGGCCAAAGAUCUACCAAAAUCUUAGGCUUGAGGCCUAUUUGAAUAUCCUGCGGCCUGAGUGCCCUGAAGUUGCUGAGUAUUUGGUGCAUUUCAGGGCUGGGUCCGUGUCACAGACUCCGAGAAAAAGACCUGCAGCACAGGGUGAUGGUGUGAAGAAGAUGCGGCAGGAGGGAGCUUCUGCCAUGGCUUCGGUUCCCACCCCCUCCAGAUCCUCAGUGGAUGGCCGCAGCCCGGGCAGAUGUUCGACGCAGCCAGACAUGCAGCUCAACAGCCAAGCGGAUGUGUGCAAGAUUUGCUGCUGCGACACUUCCCCUUGGCAUUCGGUGCGGCUCGCAUGUAGCCAUGGCUGGUACUGUGCAUCCUGUAUGUUGCGCCACGCAGAGGCUCGUUUGGAGAUGGGGGCUGCUUCCAUUACGUGUCCAGAGUGCUCCUCAAUCCUGGCUGAGCGGGAUCUCAGGAAGCUGUUGCCGACUGAGACCAUCGACCGUCUUCUGGCCAGAAGCCUGGAACAAGCGGUGUCUUGUGCCGAAGACAUCCGGGCCUGUCCCACGCCGAAUUGUCCUAUGCGAGUUGCCAUGGAGGAGGGAGGCACUACGAGGUUCAAGUGCACUAUGUGCAAAAAAGAGUCAUGUAUCCAAUGUGGUCGGCAACCCUUUCACAGAGGUCUGACUUGUGAGGAGUACGCUGAAAAGAUGAGGAACAACACCAAGGCUGCGAAGAAAGAGCGACAGGCAGAUCAGCUAUUUGAGCAAUGGAUGGAAGAGACCGGCACCAAACAGUGCCCCAGAUGCCGCAUGGCGGUGACUAAGCAGAAUUUGGAUCGGCAGCAGACCCAGUACUCCGAGUGCCACAAGAUGAGCUGCAGGAACUGCGGAACACGGUUUUGCUUCAAGUGCCUUGCGAUUCUGACAGACACCUACACGUGCGGAUGUACCAUUGAUGCCCAUGGCUUCAUCAACCCGGUCACCGGGAAAAUUGUGAAGCAUCUCAAAAAGAAGGCCAAGAAGUAG
Molecule: messenger RNA, 1554 nt
Organism: Durusdinium trenchii
Lineage: Eukaryota; Dinophyceae; Suessiales; Symbiodiniaceae
Source: the annotation of a GenBank genome assembly